Tetrahymena thermophila SB210 is the source of this 2634-nucleotide messenger RNA. RefSeq names its product ankyrin domain protein. Lineage: Eukaryota; Ciliophora; Oligohymenophorea; Hymenostomatida; Tetrahymenidae. The record is from RefSeq and is a predicted model, not a curated record. The transcript is spliced from 6 exons. Gene Ontology annotation, molecular function: protein binding.
AUGUCUUAGAAGACUAUAGAUUCUGUGCUUAAGGAAGAACCACAGCAAUUUUAAUUGGAAUAGGGGAAAAAAGACUUAACAGAAGCUGCAAAGCAGUUUGUAGAGAGACAAAACGCUAUUUUUUAGUAUAAAAGAAAUUAAAGUUUAAAUUAGGAAGUCAAACUAUCUCAUAUUUCAUCUCCUAUUUCAAUAGAAAAUUAAGAUAAAACAAAUAGAAGUAACAAAUAACUAUUAGGUUUUAGCUAACUUGUUGAGAAAUAAGAUUUUAUUAAUGGAUAAUAAAACUGUGUCAGCAAAAGUAGUUAAAGCGAUGGCUUUUAUAAAAAUAGCAAAAACCUUAAAGAAGAUUAAUUAAUAAUAUAAUAUUAAUAAAUUUCAGGUUAAGGAAAGUUCAAUAAUAAUAAUCGAUGGAAUUUAGCUUAACAAAAAAAAAUUAAUACUCUAAGAUAAGGUAGCUAUGAUUCCUAAGAAAGUAAAGAAUCAUCACCUAGUAAUAACAUACAUAUGAACAGAGUCAUUAAGGAUAAGGGUAAUAAUCUUAGUUAAAGUAAUAGUUAAAAGUCUAUACUACAUUCAUCGAAUUAUAAAGGUAGCUAAAUGAAUUAAUAAAAUUAAACUGCUAAUAGCGUAUUAAGAUUAUAAUUUAAAAGAUAAAAUUAACAAAAUUAAGCUUAAAACAGAAUCCUAAAAACACCUGAUAGACUUUUAAGGAAUGACUAAUAAUCAUACUCAAAUCAUUAAUAGUCUACUUUAUUAUUGAAAAAUAAUUAACCUGUGUGCUCUUAAAGCUACUCUAUUAACUCUAGUAAUUAGCAAGUAAAUAAUUAUUAACUAAUCAAGAAUAGUAUUCUAAAGAGAUAGCUAAAAAAAGUUAGUAAUGAGAUGGUAAUUUAAACAUUUUCUAAUCCAUCUACUCCAAGCUCCUAUUAACAUUCGAAUCAGAAGUGUACACCUCUUGAAGAUAAUUAAUUUAGAGAACUAAUAAAAAUUAAAAUUGAUUAAAAGCUUAGAAAUAAUGCAAACUGUAAGAAUGAAGCUGAAGAAAAUGUAAAGAUUUCUGAAGUUUUCAAACACAAUGCUGACAAUAAUAAAUAUUCUAAAACUCAAAAUACAAAUUUUACAAACUUAUAUAAUAUACAAAACUAGUAGCAAAAUAAUAAAAAUUUAGAAAUCUAGUUAAAUUAAUAAAAAUCUUUAGAAAAUCUAAGAGGACAUUAAUAGAAUAAAGAUUUUUUAUAGAAAAACAAUUCCUUUCAGAUAAAAAAGUAAAAUGGAAAUAGCUCAACAGAGUUUCUUUAUUAAAAAACUUACUCUUCAUUUGUAAACAAACAAAAUUAUUAGCCUAAAAAGAUAGAUUUUUAUAAAAACUAAUAAGAUGGAAAAGGAAAAAAUUAAAUAGGAGUAGGUGCCUUAGAUAUAAAUUUUCCAUUAAAAGCUUCUAUUGAUAAAAGCACUUCGAAAGAGAGUAAAAAAUAAAAUAUAAUGAUAACUCCUUAAUAAAUUUAAUAAAUAAUGGAAUCUGAAAGGAGACAACAGCAUAUUCAAAGAUAAAAUAUUAUUUAUGAUUUAGUGAAGUAGGUUGAAGAAAACCCUUUGGAUCGCCUACAACUACUAAAAGCACAAGAGAGUUAAAAAAAUAAAAGGAGAAGUACAAACAAGCAGUCUAUUCCUUUCAUAUAUGACAUAAUAAAAUCUAAAAAUUAACAAGCCGUUGCAGUUAUUUAGGAUAUUUUAAGGACAAAUAAUAUGAUACAAUUAUCAGAAGAAAUAGAAUCAGCUAUUCAAUAGAAUGCUUUAGAAUAAUAUGAUAAAGAAAAACCUAAGCAUCAAUUUUAAAAGCACAGUACAUUAUAAUAAUUUUAUCAGCAAAUAUAAAAUGAAAAUCAAUUAAACACAAUAAAAUAAAUGAAAUUUCAAGAUUUUAUUAGCGAACAUGCUAAUAACAAUACAAGCUACUAUAAUGAUACUCUAUCUUCUAAGAAUAAAAAUGUAUCAUAAAUUCAGGCAAUUAGUGAGAAUAAAUUUGUCAAUUAAAUUUCAAAAGACUAAAUUUUGUAAAAGAAGAAAGUUAAAAUUCUCAGACAACAGCUAAAAGAGGCGUUAAAGUACUUAUUUAAGCUUAAGAUAUCUCCAUCUGAAAUAAGUAGCAAUUAAGUAUUCAGCACGAAACCUUACUAAAAGAAGGGUAGCUAUGAGCUCAUUUGCUAUUCUAAGAAAGGAGACACAGACUUAGUUAGGGAUUUAACUAUGGAAAAUAAAUAUCUAGUUUAUGACUUUGAUUAUGUAUAUAUGACGGCAUUGCAUUGGGCAUGCAAAAGAGGACAUUGUUAAGUAGCUCGUAUGCUUAUCCAAUAAGGUGCAGAUGUUGAUGCCAAAGACCUUAUAGGCAGAACUCCUCUUUAUUUUGCUAUCUCUAUCCAAGAUGCUCCCAUAGUUGAGCUUCUUCUAUCGAAUCAAGCAAACCCUUGGUCAACUAAAGAAUAUAAUCUUAAUGAAAUGGUAAAAGAAAAUUCUAAGCUAACAGCACUACUUUCUAGAUACAGGAAAUUAGAUAUUGUGGCCAGGAUGAAAAAGAAGACUAAAUAGGAAGAAACCCAAAAAAACUAAUCUUAAAGCGCAGAGGGUGCGGUAUGA